AUGUCGGAAUCGGACUCAAGGUUUGAAGUAUUGGAAGAAGAGACGCAUUAUCCUACGCCUAAUUCCAAGAAUAGUAAGAAAAAGGAAGAGGAAAAGAAAGAAGAGGAGGAAGAAGAGACAUUGGAGCAACAAUUGGAGCGACUUGUGUUGAGUGUCAAGAAAAAGAGCGACGUGGAGGAUGAGACUGUUGAAAAGACGACGGACAAGGUGAAAAAAGCAUCGGCAGCUAAAGAACUUGGGAACAAAUUCUUUACUCGAGGUAGCUACUUGGACGCUGUCGAGUGUUAUACAACGGCAUUAAAGCUCUGUCCAGAAGAAGAGGAAUAUGCUUAUAGCAGAGCAGUUUACUUUAAUAACAGGGCAGCGUGUUUGAUGCGACUUGGAAGGACUGAAGAAGCAGUGGAUGAGUGUAAUCAGGCGGUGAAACUAUCACCGACGUACGUUAAGGCUCUUUUACGUCGAGCAGAAGCGUUUGAGAAGCUGGAUAAACUUGAAGAAGCACUUGCGGAUUAUGACGCUGUGUUGAAGAUUGACUCGACGGUGCGCUCAGCUGUGCAAGGUCAUGAACGUUUGCAGAAGAUUGUGCACGAACGCCAAGAGAAGAUGAAGGCAGAGAUGAUUGAUAAGCUGAAAGGGUUUGGUAACACUCUCUUGGGCAAGUUUGGACUCAGCACUGACAAUUUCCAGAUGGUGCAAGACCCUGCGACGGGAUCGUACAGUAUUAAUUUCCAGCAGAAUCCGGGACAACCUGGCCAGCAUAAGCCAUCCUAA
Messenger RNA from Peronospora belbahrii, 771 nucleotides. The record is from the annotation of a GenBank genome assembly. Lineage: Eukaryota; Oomycota; Peronosporomycetes; Peronosporales; Peronosporaceae.